GACUUCAGGCAGGAAAAGGCUACAAGAACUUACUGCACUGUGUCCUCACCAUCUACAGGAAAGAGUCGGCAAUGGCAUUCUUCAAGGGCAUGUCCUUUCCCCUGGCCUCUAUCACGGUUUAUAACUCAGUGGUCUUUGGGUUCUUCAGUAACGCGCAAAGACUGAUCAGUAAAUACAGAUAUGGGGACGGACGACACCCCUGCUCCCUCUCAGACCUGACCCUGGCCAGUAUGCUCACCGGGUUUGUCUCUGUGGGGCUGGGGGCUCCCGUAGACCUGGUCAAGAUCAGACUACAGAUGCAGACACAGACUCUACUCACAGAAAAUCUGCACCUGGCCGGUAACACCAACAUGACGGUGCAGUCUGUGACCCUGCCCUCCUCCUCUUCCUCCCCUUUAUCCCCCUCUCCUCUGUACCGUGGGCCCAUCCACUGCAUCAGCUCCAUCCUGCAGACAGAGGGUAUCGCUGGGCUGUACCGAGGAGCAGGAGCCAUGGUUCUACGGGACGUCCCGGGCUAUGCACUGUACUUCAUCCCCUACACCCUCCUCUGUGACCUGCUACGUCCGGAUGACACCUCCACCCCUCACCCCUGCUCCAUUUGGCUCGCAGGGGGGCUCGCAGGUUCGAUCUCGUGGGUGACCGCAACACCGGCUGAUGUGGUGAAGAGCCGAAUGCAGGCGGAUGCUCAGCUCCGAAGGAAAUACAGAGGCAUCGUUCACUGCAUCGUGCACAGCUACAGGAGCGAGGGAGUGCAGGUAUUCUUCCGCGGAGCUUCGGUGAACGCCAUCAGAGGGUUCCCCAUGAGCGCCACCAUGUUCCUGACCUAUGAACUGUCUCUGCAAUUCUUUAGAGGACUCUGAGAACUGAAUCAUCACAUCCCUGCCCGGAGAGGGCCCCGAGUUCAAACCACCACCACAGACCUGCAACGUGAGGGCCCCAAAUUGAACUGCCACCACAGACCUGCACCGUGAGGGCCCCAAAUUGAACUGCCACCACAGACCUGCACCGUGAGGGCCCCAACCUGAACCAUCAUGAUAGACCUGCAGCAAGAGGGCCCAAACUGCAUCACUACCACAUACCUGCCUUGAGAUAGCUACACCACAAGGGGCCUAAACUGAACCAUCUUCAGAGACUUGCAAACUGCAUCACCACCACAGAGAGACCUGCACCAUGGGGGCCCCAGUAUGAAUUACCACCAUAGUCCUGUAGCUAGACGAUAACACAUUUUGAAGUGUGAUAUAUUGCUGAAUUAAAUACAGUAAUAUUGAAACAAACUUAUGCCAGAUAAACAAUUAUAGCCUAAGACUAGAUUUAUACCACAAAACUAUUCUAUUACUAUUACUAUUCUAUAUACUAUUUACAAUAUUGCUAAAAAAAAACAUGAGUUGCAAAAAAUAAACAGUAGAAUGAAACACUUUAAUUUGCACCUGUAAGGAUGCCUUUUACAGCUCAAAUCCCAUUCCACUGAUCAAAAAAAUAACCAAAGACAAGAAAAGAAAAUGUACAGUUGACAAAUAUUGACCCCCAAAAAUAUUGUCCCAUAUAUAAUAUAUUAAAUGAUAAUUGUACAGUAUUUGUCAUGACAGGCCUAGCUGCAGCAUGAAGGACCCAAACUGAGAUCUUUUUUGAACUUGUGAAAUUGUGACUCUAUAUUUCCAAUACAUCUGCACCAUAUCAGGUACUUAUAAUCAAUAAAUGCGAUAACCACAACCUGACAAACAUAGAUUUCAUCAUAGAGAUAUCGGUGGAAAGCAGCUUGAGUCUUAACUCUUUAAAUGGCUUCUAGCUGAUUGUUGUUUUUUUUUCACCUUUGAGCAAAAUGCGAACAUAGCGUAUGAGCAUCUCUUGAGGUCAAAUAAGUCCACUGUGUAACGCCUGCAUGUAAUUAUGAAGUGUUUUAUUGUCUGAGAAUCAGGAAGUGUACUGUUGGCACACUAGUUAUUGUUAGCAUUAACGUGAUGGCAAAACUCUGCUCUGGUUUCGGAAAGUUGUGAAAAGUGCUUAUAAACUCAUUGUGGUGAGUAAUUAGGAUGCUCUGAAUACAUAUGGUCAGUGAGGAAUAACUUUGGACCACUGCAAACCAUUUCAAAUGAACUAGUUCUGUUUUUUCACAUUUUUAACAGUGUAUGGAUACUUUUAUUACAACCAGAAAACUACUUCAGGUAAUUGUGAAAAGUGAAUUUGACUUGAAAUGUAAUUAGAAAAUAAUUAGUUAGAUAAGUUAGAUAAUUUAGUUUUUCGAGUGAAGUGUUAAUGCACAGGGAGUGACACUGUUGUUACAUCUGUUUGUAUAUAGUGUGUUUCUUAUAUUAAGAAAAGGGUGCUUUUGACAAGUUUUUAAUGUUUUGAAUGUAAGAUUCAUGAAUUAGCUUUUUACUUUAAUCACUUUAUUAUUGACAUGUGCUCAUUAGAUUUUAGCAUUUUAC
Periophthalmus magnuspinnatus is the source of this 2426-nucleotide messenger RNA. RefSeq names its product solute carrier family 25 member 48 (gene slc25a48). Lineage: Eukaryota; Metazoa; Chordata; Actinopteri; Gobiiformes; Gobiidae. Gene Ontology annotation, molecular function: transmembrane transporter activity. The record is from RefSeq and is a predicted model, not a curated record. Gene Ontology annotation, biological process: transport. The coding region runs from base 72 to 860 and encodes 262 amino acids. Gene Ontology annotation, cellular component: mitochondrion. The transcript has 5 exons.